AUGAGUCCUUCGUUGUCUGAGAAGCAAGGGUUUGCUCCGUCCUCAGCUCGCUUCAUUCGUUCUCUGAAAGGUGUUCGGCAUUGGUGGCCAUCUCGACCUCCGACGGAACCGAAUAUGUACGCCAAAGAAGCAGUCGCCAUGACCUUGACGGCCGAGUUUCGACCGAGAACCGAUCCUCACACCGUGACCUUGCUUCAUCCUGAUCUUCACUUUGUUCCGCAUGGCGGUCAUUUACUCAUGUUAUCCAACGAUGCCAAAGCUUUCGUACAUUACGAACCGAAACGCGCCCACGUCGCUAUGGGCACCAAUCCCGAUACCAAGUCGACCAAGUCGUUGUGGUUGACCGUGGAGGAAUACGCUUGGCUUAUCCAACAGUUACAGGAGGAACAAGGCGUUCAUGAAGCGCUCAAAUCAGCCAAUCACUCGACCUCAGCUUCCAUGCUUACCGCUUGGGGUUUGGGGUGUCCUAUGCUGACGCCCGCGCCCAUGUUGGGCGUGAUCAAUGCCCAGAUUUGUACUCGCACAUUGGCUCGCCGACUAGCGCGCUGGGUUCAACGAGCGAAACAACGUUCGGUCCCUGAUCUUUACCGUCAAUGUAUAUUCAUGUUGCCAAAAGCUCUUCUUCUCCAAGCCGCCGCCUACAUUCCCAUGACCAAACCUUUACCUUCGCUCGAUAUCCCUCUACCCAUUCGCCAUACUCUGAAAGCGCCAUUCUAUCCUUUGUCUUUGUCACUUCAUCAACGAUUAUCACGGUACUGCCAAUACAUCGCGUGUACAUCUCAUUCAUUCGUCAUCGACACCACAACGACUUCUUCAUUUGCAUCCAUGGACAUCAAUCAUGCGUUUCAUCCUCUAAUAUGCCGAGAAUGUCAUUACCAAUCGUGUUUGGAAUCCAUUCUGGAUCGAGGCAGUGCAAAUCAAGUGAUGGAUCCUACUUUCCCGGUAUCGCUUUUCCAGACCAUCUGGCAUCCAGCCUCUUCCAUGAUCUCCACCAGCGACCAACGAGGAUCGGCUUUUGAAACAUUACCGACUCAAUCGGGCCACUUGGCAGCGUCCAAGAAAUGUUUUUCAGCCAUCGAAUGCAGCAACGAGUCGAAUUUCUCAGACACAACGGUUUCAUCCAUCAUGCCUUCGGUGAUUCAAUCUGAAAAGCGUGGUUACAUAGCCAUUGAUCAUCAGCAUGAAGAGAUUGUGGUUGUGUUUCCAGGACUGUCGUCUUCUGAUGCAUUAUUCGAUCAUGCCUCGUUCAUGCCGGUGCCGUGGCAGGAGGCAGAUAUUAUCAAUAACAAUGAAGCCAUCAAUUACGCACCUUGGGUAUUGGAUUGUGCUCUUGCUGCUUGGCGUCGCUGUGAGCUUCAUGUGGCGACGUAUCUGAUGCGGGUGUGCCAAACCGUACCGAAUCAUUAUCGCGUUGUGAUUGUCGGUCAUUCGCUUGGAGGAGGUAUGUCUUGCGGGGAAAAAAGAAAAAGAAAAGGAAAGAGGGCAAGCAUGGUUUGCGGAUGGGAGCACGCGUGGGUUGAAAUGAUAACUGAUGCCUGA
Molecule: messenger RNA, 1539 nt
Organism: Radiomyces spectabilis
Lineage: Eukaryota; Fungi; Mucoromycota; Mucoromycetes; Mucorales; Radiomycetaceae
Exons: 3
Coding region: 1-1539 (512 amino acids)
Source: RefSeq, a predicted model, not a curated record